CCCCAUUCUUCCUGGAGAAAAGCAUCCCCGCAGCAUGAUGCUGCCACCACCGUGGUACAAGGUAGGGAUGUUUUUCUACCGCACAUAGUUUAUUAUUUAGGGCAGAAAGAUUUUGUUUUGAUAUCAUUUGAAUAGAGCAUCUCUUGUGGUUUCUGUCCCCUACAUACAUUUGGCCGAUAUGCAGGAACCACCGAUAGCCUGGAGAUAAAUCCGCUGCUAGGAGGUCGAGCUAAAUAAAUCAGGAUCUGCUCUUUUAAAGCUACUUUGCUUUCAGGUUUACACCUAGUCCUCAGACUUCACACUCACUCUUACAGCUUCUUCUACGGGACAGCUGAGUUUCCGUCCUGGCGCAUGCGCUGUGCAUCCGUCGGAGUAUGAGGAGCAGCUGAGGAGCAGAUCCGGAGAUGAAGACUCCACCAGACAGGUCGGGAAUCACCUUCGAGGUCGGAGCUCAGCUGGAGGCCCGAGAUCGGCAGAAGAACUGGUACGCUGCCACUAUUGAGAAGAUUGACUAUGACAAGGAGCGGGUUCUGGUCCACUACCGCCAGUGGAGCCGUCGGCACAACGAGUGGUUCCACUGGAGCUCGCCGUACCUUCGUCCGCUGGAGCGCGUCAGCCUGAGGAGGCAGGGCCUGACGCCGCCGCAGGCCCAGCCGGUCUUCGUUUUGGGCUCCAAAGUUCUGGCCUGUUGGACCGACUGUCGCUUCUACCCGGCAAAAAUCCUCAAAGUCAACAAGGACGACUCGUACACGGUGCGGUUCUACGACGGCGUGGUCCAGACGGUGAAGCCGACCAAAAUCAAACCUUUCCACGAAAGGUCCAGAUCAGAGAGGAGCGCAGUGGGGAGCGAGGGAUGGGAGGAGGGCGAGAGUGAGGAGGAGGAGCAGAACCCCAAAGAGGGGGAAGGCCAGGAGACACAGGAGGAGGAGGAGAAGAAGGGAGGAGAAGAGGAGACAUCAGAGGAGAAGGAAGGAGCUGAGGAAGAGGAGGAGGAGAGGAAGACAGCAGAGCCUUCUUCCUCUCAUCCACCAACGAAGAAAAAGACAGAAAACAACAGAAGUGAUGUAGUUCAGAAACAGCCAAUCACAGCAGACUCCACCCUGGCAGCGGUUCCUAACCCCGCCCACAUUGACAAAGAUGUCCUGAUGGAGCGCCAGGCUCACCUUCCCACCACUCACAAGUUCAGCAGAGAGCCACUGUACAGGGUGAUAAAGAACCAGCCUCCUCCUAUUCUGUCCAUCGAGCUGGACCACAACCCCUUCAAGUGUCCGGCUGCCGGCUGCUCCAAGUCCUUCAGGAAGGCCAGCCUGCUGCACUACCACAUCAAGUACUACCACUCUGAGCAGCAGCUGGACGUUGGCGGCGGCGCGGAGCCGGAGGCCUCCAGGAGGAAAAGGUCUGCUUCUGAAGGAGGCGACUUCCCGUCCAGCAAGAAGGCCGACAUCCAGACCGGCAGCUGUCGCCGUGACGACAGAGAGCAGAGCAUCAUGGGAACCGAGCUGAAGAAGGAGGAGAGGAAGGAGAAACCAGGAGGACACGACAGGAAGGAGAGGAAGCACUUCCUGCGAGUCAAACUGAGGAAGAAGAAAAAGAAGAAGAAGAAGAAGAGCCAGUCAGGAUUCGGCAGCAGCGACGACGACACGCCGGACCGACCGCCCCUCACUCUGAAGCUUUCACACUCACACGUCGACGACGGCAGCGACUGGUCGACGCUGACGGCCGAGAGCGGCGAGGACACGCCCUGGCCCGUUGCUAUGGAGACGGAGGACUGUGAGGUGGUGAGGUGCGUGUGCGAGGUGGACGAAGAGAACGACUUUAUGAUUCAGUGCGAGUCGUGUCUCUGCUGGCAGCAUGGAACCUGCAUGGGUCUAUAUGAAGACAACGUUCCUCACAACUACAUCUGUUACUACUGCAGGCAGACCUCAGGCUGGAGGCGGGCCCAGCGCUUCCUGUCUGAACCCGAUUUGCUGAUCUCGGGUCACAUGUUCGGCCUGUCCUGCGUGAAGGAGAACUACUCGGAGAUCAACGCCUCCAAGAUCUCCCACACCAGCCACCUGCUGGCCCAGACGCAGAGCCUGCACCAGGUCCUGAGCGGCCUGCAGCUCAAGAUCAGCCUGCUGCACUCUCCGUCCCACCCCGACCUGCAGCUGUGGAGAUCGCCAUGGCAACAGGAGGAGGCUCUAAACCUGACGUCCGGCCAGCAGGACGAGCCGUCCAUCUGCUACGUCAGCAGCGAACACUGCUACCAGAAACCAGAGGCAUCUUGGGAAACGGCUGAGGAAAAGGUAGGAGAGCAUGAAGAUCUGAGGAAACAACCGUCUCUGAGCAUCAUGGACGCCAACGCCGUGAGCCACUCAGACGCUCGCUUCUUCCUCAGCAUCAAGCCGGAGAGCCACUCAGAGGACGCCGGCCACACCCACAGACAGGCCGCCGUGUCUGUGGCUCAGUGUCGGCUCAACCUGCUGGAGCACGUCGAGGCGCUGCAUCACCAGAUCACCGCCAGGAUGGACCUGAUCGAGCGAGAGCUGGACGUUCUGGAGUCUUGGCUGGACCACUCCGGGGAGCUGGAGCCUCCAGACCCUUUGUCCCGCCUCCCGCAGCUGAAGCAGCGAAUCAGGCGCCUGCUGAGUGACCUGUGUACGGUGCGGCGCCUGGCGGUCUGCCGCUGAGCGACUGACAGCCGCAGGCGAGUGGAAACGUAACGCUCUAUCGGUGCUUCAUGAGCUUCCCUACAGACAAGCAGAAUCAGUUUUCAUUCUCACAGUUUCAGCAUUUUCAUUUCUUUUUACUGAGCUAAAAGAGCUGCUUCAUUUCAGUUUAGUGAGAAGAAAACUGCUGGUGCUUCUUCACAUCACAGCUUGGAAAUGUACAAAUGUUAAUCUGAAUGUUUUUACGCUUGUAUAAGAAACUGUACAAACCUGUAGAUUUAUUUGAUAGAGAGACGGAUGGACUGUUUUUCAGAGAGGAAAGUAGAUUUUUUCCUGAAAAUGCAGCAGUAAAAUGUAUUCAACACUUUGUUCCACACGCUGGUUUUGAUCUGUUUCCUCUCCGGUCGGUAGUUUAGACGUCCAGCUCUAGAUGUUCCUCAUUAACCCGUCGAAGCUUCGCUGUUCAUUUAGUUUCAGGCUGAAGGUUUUUGUUUUUCAGAGAUUCUUCCAUUGAAUAAAAAUGUUGAAACAUGA
Messenger RNA from Poecilia latipinna (sailfin molly), 3182 nucleotides. RefSeq names its product PHD finger protein 20-like. The coding region runs from base 405 to 2669 and encodes 754 amino acids. Gene Ontology annotation, cellular component: nucleus; NSL complex. The record is from RefSeq and is a predicted model, not a curated record. The transcript is spliced from 19 exons. Gene Ontology annotation, biological process: regulation of transcription by RNA polymerase II. Lineage: Eukaryota; Metazoa; Chordata; Actinopteri; Cyprinodontiformes; Poeciliidae.